This is a messenger RNA of Trachymyrmex septentrionalis, 882 nucleotides long. Its product is annotated as odorant receptor 43a-like. Gene Ontology annotation, molecular function: olfactory receptor activity; odorant binding. Gene Ontology annotation, cellular component: plasma membrane. Gene Ontology annotation, biological process: detection of chemical stimulus involved in sensory perception of smell; sensory perception of smell. The transcript has 5 exons. Bases 1 to 882 code for a protein of 293 amino acids. The record is from RefSeq and is a predicted model, not a curated record. NCBI's taxonomy places the organism in Eukaryota, Metazoa, Arthropoda, Insecta, Hymenoptera, Formicidae.
AUGAUUGCGGAGGAUUGGAUAGAAUUGAAAAAUGCGCAAGAGAGAAAUAUUAUGAUCAGAAAAGCGCAAAUUGCACGUAUGAUUGUUGCGUGUGCAUAUUGUAUCAUGGCCUUAGGAUGCUUAUUUAUUAUCGUUCCUCCUGGAUUUGGAAUAUCGAUAAGAUUAACGACCAAUAUUACUGAUCCAGGCAGAAUAGUACCACUACAAACUCAUUAUAUUUACGAUGUAACAAAACAACCUCAGUACGAACUGACGUAUAUUAGUCAAACUAUCUAUAUAGUUCUCGCAGUUUUGUCUUAUACUGGAAUCGAUCAUUUUCUUGGGCUGCUAGUUUUCCAUAUAUCCGGCCAAUUGAACAUUCUUAAAAAUCGUUUGAUAAAUUUGGAUACAUAUAUCAAUUCUCACGACAUGUUAAAAAUAUGCGUGGCACGACACAUUCGUUUACUUAGAGCCAUUACUAUUAUUGAAGAUACAUAUAAUGUAAUACUUCUCUCAUUAUUUCUAUACUUUGCAAUACUUUUCGCUUUCUACGGCUUCCGUAUAAUCAACCUAUUCGACGAAGGAAAUGAUUUAUCACUCACACAUUUGGUAUUCUUUAUGUCUACAUUUUUUAAUUUAUUUGCACAUAUGUGUCUGUAUUGUGCUCUUGGCGAGUUUUUAGUAGCCGAAUGUAAUGAAAUAUAUUAUGCAGCCUACAGUAAUGAAUGGUACUCCGUGAAUCCAAAAAUUGCACAAGAUUUAUUGUUUUUGCUAAUAAGAGGUGCCAAACCGAUUCAUCUCACCGCUGGAAAAAUAUUCCCCAUGACAAUGAUGACAUUUUGCAGUUUAAUAAAAACAUCAAUCGGAUAUAUAUCUGUUUUGCAUACAACGAGAAGUCAUUAA